This is a messenger RNA of Apis mellifera (honey bee), 817 nucleotides long. It is a transcript of the gene RpL18, whose product is annotated as 60S ribosomal protein L18. Lineage: Eukaryota; Metazoa; Arthropoda; Insecta; Hymenoptera; Apidae. Gene Ontology annotation, biological process: translation. Bases 119 to 685 code for a protein of 188 amino acids. The transcript is spliced from 4 exons. The record is from RefSeq and is a predicted model, not a curated record. Gene Ontology annotation, molecular function: structural constituent of ribosome; RNA binding. Gene Ontology annotation, cellular component: ribosome; cytosolic large ribosomal subunit.
AUUUGUAUUUGUUUUGUAUCAACUUUAUUCAUUGAUAGCGCCCUCUUUUAUAUCCGUUUUUACAAAUCUCUAUCUAACCUGCAUAUGUGGUUGGCCGUUUCUUUUCCGGUUUAUCAAAAUGGGUAUUGAUAUAAAUCAUAAACACGAUAGGAAGGUUCGGCGUACAGAACCUAAAUCGCAAGAUGUCUACUUGCGACUUCUCGUUAAACUUUACCGUUUUCUGGCAAGACGUACAAAUUCUAAGUUUAAUAAAAUCAUCCUCAAGAGACUUUUUAUGAGCAAGAUACACCGUCCUCCAAUAUCUCUUGCACGUAUAGUAAGGUUUAUGAAAAAACCUGGACGAGAAAAUGCUAUUGCUGUAAUUGUUGGCACAGUAACAGAUGAUGCUAGGAUUUUUGAAAUUCCUAAACUUACAGUUUGUGCUUUACGUAUUACUGAAAGAGCUAGAGCUCGUAUAUUAAAAGCUGGAGGUGAAUUGAUUAGUUUUGAUCAAUUAGCAUUACGUGCACCUACAGGAAAACGAACAGUUUUAAUGCAAGGUCGUCGUAAAGCUCGCGAAGCAGUGAAACACUUUGGACCUGCACCUGGUGUACCACAUUCUCAUACAAAACCAUUAGUACGCUCUAAAGGACGAAAGUUUGAAAGAGCAAGAGGACGUAGGCGAAGCUGCGGUUAUAAGAAAUAAAUUUUGUUUAUUUGCCAUCAUUUAUUGUACCAUACCCUUAACAUGACUUAUAAUAUUUAGGCAUUUUGUCUAUUUCAUUUUUUUAUAUGCUAAGUUGAGGUGGCUGGAAAAUAAAUGUUGGCUUCCUAAUAA